AUGUUAUCGUGGGGAUGGCCAACCCGCAGGUGGCAGAGAGUUCACCUGGAUUUUGCCUACUUCAAGAACGACUGGUUUUUAGUGCUUGUCGAUGCGCACUCCAAGUGGGUGGAUGUUCUGCACAUGAAGUCCACUACAGCACAGGCAACAGUUGAAAAACUCCGCACUGUUUUUGCUGCAUUUUGGCUUCCCGAGAGAAUUGUGACUGACAAUGGGCCGCAUUUUGUGUCUGCUGAAUUCACAAAUUUUCUCAACUCCAAUGCAGUGCAGCACACCAAGACACCACCUUACCACCCAGCUUCAAAUGGCGCGGCGGAGAGGCUUGUCCAGACCGUCAAGCGAAGCUUCAUCAAACAGCUACGGGACGAGCAGAACACGGGAGUGACUCGGACGAUGCAACAUCGGGUAGACCAGUUCCUGUUCACCUACCGAAACACACCAUGUUCGACGACCGGUAAGACGCCAGCCGAACUGUUUCUCUCAUGGAAGCCACACACGAGGCUGAGCAUCUUGCAUCCGGAGCUAGCGAAACGUGCCGAAGCAAAUAUAGCUCGAAGACAGGGUCAGGAAACCCAUACUUCAUGGAGGGAGUUCGAGGUUGGCGACAACGUUCGUGUGCGAGGAAACCGACCGAGUGAUCCACGUUGGUUGGAAGGAACAGUUUUGCGACGAGUUAACAAAGGAACAUACAUAGUCCGAAUCGAAGACCACGAGCGCUUUCUGCAUGCGGACGAUAUUGUUCCUAACACAUGCCUUGCUCCUCUUCCCAGAAGCGUGUGGAUUCCUGAGCAAACCCGCAUGGCACAGCCGGGUUCCACUCCGUCACAAAGCGACAGCGACACCGCAUCGCCGCCGGACGGGCCUGCACCAGAGCAACGACUUCUGCCACCUGACCGAGCCAGCGUGACGGAACUGCCAUCACAGCAGGCGCCUGACGCCAGCUCCCAAGAAAACGUCGCGCCACCUGAACUGCGACGAAGCACAAGAAUUCGAAAGCCUCCCGAACGUUUUGGCUAUGCUGCUAAAUAA
Rhipicephalus microplus (southern cattle tick) is the source of this 1029-nucleotide messenger RNA. RefSeq lists its product as uncharacterized. NCBI's taxonomy places the organism in Eukaryota, Metazoa, Arthropoda, Arachnida, Ixodida, Ixodidae. The record is from RefSeq and is a predicted model, not a curated record.